Formica exsecta is the source of this 3226-nucleotide messenger RNA. RefSeq names its product ABC transporter G family member 20-like. The coding region runs from base 816 to 3053 and encodes 745 amino acids. The record is from RefSeq and is a predicted model, not a curated record. Gene Ontology annotation, cellular component: membrane. NCBI's taxonomy places the organism in Eukaryota, Metazoa, Arthropoda, Insecta, Hymenoptera, Formicidae. The transcript has 14 exons. Gene Ontology annotation, molecular function: ABC-type transporter activity; ATP binding; ATP hydrolysis activity.
UGCACAAACAGUAUUUGAGUGUCCGCGAAGUCUGACUGGGCCAAGCAGAGCCAGUUCUCGCUGAGCCUCGUCGUGGUCAGGCGACCACUUCUACUCUCGUACGGCCUCUAGGUUUUCUGGUUGCAUUCUCCAGUUCGAUCUUCCGUCAGUCAGUUUCUGAACGAGAUAAAUACGCGGAAUAUAUCGAAUCUCGCAAUCGUGAUCGAGUACACAGUGUCUUCACAUCAUUCUGUCUCUUAGGACUAAGAGUCCUUUAUAAUACGAUUCUGAACGGAAUAUGCAUUUCUUAAGAAGAGGCAAAAACUGAAGAUUUGGAUGCAAAUGUUAUUAAAAAUCAAACGUAUUGUAAGGAUUAUCAGCGAUCAUUCAUAAUAAUGGCUGGAAAACUGGUUCCGCGGAAUAAUAGAGCAAGUAAAAAAAUUAUUAAAAAAUAGACUAUACACGCAAAAUAUAAACUUUAAAAAUAAAUUGUUCAAGAUAUUUAUUGAAAAUAGAAGAAAAAUAAAGAUUGCUUAUAUAUAAAACAUGUCUAAAAUAUUUAAAUAAUUUGAAAAGAUUAAGAAGAUAUGUUCUGAAAAAAAACAGUGAAAAAAAAGUGAAAAAAAGCUGCUCGCAAAUAUAUCUUUGAAGAAUCUUUAUCGAUACUUCUUAACAAGAUAUGCUCAAGGACAGUCGAACGAAUAAACAGAAGAAUGAUUUAAGCAAGAAAAGAUCAUUCAAAGGUGCUCGCUAGUUGACUUCGCACCGAUCUCAUUUUUCAAAGAAACUUUGUUCGAAGAAAUAGGAGGCAUUUUUAUCGUUAAAAUCUUGCAGAAAUGGAGAGUGCGACCGCACCGAGCACGCUGAUGGAGAUGAAAACACGAAGACAGACGCAAUUCCAGUCGCAAGCAUCGACCUUGGAUACUAGAAGGAGGCAAGCGAUUUGCGUUAGAAGGGCUUUCAAAAAAUAUGGAUCCAAAAACAAUCCCAAUAUUGUUCUGGACGGGCUCAAUAUGACCGUGCCGAAAGGUACGAUUUAUGGAUUACUUGGUGCGAGUGGUUGCGGGAAGACUACUUUAUUGUCAUGCAUUGUCGGCCGGAGACGCUUGAAUUCCGGCGAAAUCUGGGUGCUGGGGGGCCGACCAGGCUCUAAAGGGUCCGGCGUGCCCGGUCCUCGGGUUGGCUACAUGCCACAAGAAAUCGCGCUCUAUGGUGAAUUCUCCAUUCGAGAGACGUUCAUCUAUUUCGGUUGGUGCGCCGGCAUGUCCACAGGUCAAGUGGACGAUAAGCUGGAAUUUUUAAUUAAGCUUUUGCAAUUACCAUCGGCAAAUCGUUUCGUCAAAAAUCUGUCCGGUGGUCAGCAAAGAAGAGUAUCCUUCGCGGCUGCCCUUUUAGCCGAUCCUGAACUCUUGAUCUUGGAUGAACCGACGGUUGGGGUGGAUCCUGUUCUCCGGCAGAAUAUCUGGGAUCACUUGGUGCAUAUCACCAAAGACGGUAACAAGACUAUUAUUAUCACCACGCACUACAUCGAGGAGACUAGGCAAGCUGGCAUAAUUGGCUUAAUGAGAAGCGGCAAAUUUUUGGCGGAGGAAUCGCCGAGGAAGCUAAUGGAGAUGCAUCGACUGGAUACUUUGGAAGAUGUUUUCUUAAAACUGAGUAAAAGACAAAAUUUAGGAUUAAGGAGAAGAAGCAGUAUUCUGAGCAAUUUGACGGGUGUCCCACCGGAAGACGACAUGGAUGACGAGAUGAGUGGCGAAUUCGGCGACAACGUCAGCGUGUGUAGUCGGAGAAAAAGCGUAGUCAUUGCGGAUGAUGACAAUGUGGGAGGAUUGCCUCCGGAAGAAGAAGGUUCCUCCAAGUUUACUAUGCUCGAUCCGAUGCAUAUGAAGGCCCUUAUCUGGAAGAACUUCUUGUGGAUGUGGCGAAAUGUCGGAAUAAUGUUGUUCAUCAUUGCCCUGCCGGUCGCCCAGAUAGUCAUCUUUUGCCUUUCCAUCGGUAAGAAUCCUAUAGGUCUAAAAAUAGCCAUCGUUAACAACGAACUCAACAGCAGCAUGCAACCUUGUAUUCCCUCAACCGGAUGCGAUUGGUCACUAUUGAGUUGUCGUUAUCUUCAAUAUCUGGAGAAGAAGACCAUAAACUUAUUACCUUACGAUAACGACGAAGAAGCUGAUAAUGCAGUGAGAAACGGUUGGGCAUGGGGCGCCAUAACGUUCCCGUCGAAUUAUUCCGACGCUCUCAUGGCGAGAAUAGAUUACGGCAGAAAUGCCGAGGAUUGGGAUAUCGAAUAUGCAGAAAUGAAAGUCGUCAUGGACAUGUCCAAUCAACAGAUAGGGCAAUUGCUGCAAAGAGAUUUGUUUUACGCCUUUCAAGACUUUGCGAAAGAGCUUACUGUGGCUUGCAACUACAGCGAGAAAGCGACAAGCAUACCUAUGCAUUUCGAAACACCAGUCUAUGGACCUCUGGAACCUAUCUUUACGGAUUUCGCAGCUCCUGGAGUGAUUCUAACAAUCAUUUUCUUUCUCUCGGUUGCAUUGACAUCAGGCUCCAUGUUGUUGGAAAGAAAUGAAGGUCUGCUGGAAAGAACUCUCGUAUCAGGUCUCACUGGCACGGAAAUUCUUUUCGGCCAAGUGAUCACGCAGUUCAUGGUGGUGUUCGGACAAAGCGUGAUGGUUCUCGUAGUCUCAUUCGUCAUCUUCAAAAUCAAUUGCGCAGGCGACAUAGGCUGGAUUACUACUUUGACUGUUCUCACGGGUCUUUGCGGCAUGUGUUUUGGGUUUGUCAUUGCCUGUUUCUGCGACAACGAAAGAAGCGCUACAUAUGUGGCUAUGGGUUCCUUCCUUCCAAUUGUGAUGCUGUGCGGCAUCAUCUGGCCUAUAGAAGGCAUACAUCCUUUUCUGAAGUAUAUUAGUUUUCUGUUACCUCUGACAAAAAGCACAGAAUCGAUGAGAUCAAUGCUGACCAGAGGUUGGCCGAUAUCGGAACCUACGAUAUAUUACGGUUUUAUCGCCACCCUCAUUUGGAUCAGUAUUUUCAUGAGCAUAUCAAUACUGCUGCUUAAGUUCAAGAAGGGUUAACUUAGAGUAAGGGAAGGAUAGUUUUACAAAUAUAGAAAGAAACAAACUAAAUGUAUCUUUCUGUAAAUUGUAAUAUAAGAUUAAAUAGAAAUAUAGAAAGAAGAAGAAUUGGUUUAUAUAUAUAAAGUAUCAAUAUAAUAAAAUUAUAUGAAUAAAAACAUAUCUAGACAAUA